This is a messenger RNA of Ahaetulla prasina, 1192 nucleotides long. RefSeq names its product 4-galactosyl-N-acetylglucosaminide 3-alpha-L-fucosyltransferase 9-like. Gene Ontology annotation, cellular component: membrane. Bases 1 to 1170 code for a protein of 389 amino acids. The transcript has a single exon. Gene Ontology annotation, molecular function: alpha-(1->3)-fucosyltransferase activity. NCBI's taxonomy places the organism in Eukaryota, Metazoa, Chordata, Lepidosauria, Squamata, Colubridae. The record is from RefSeq and is a predicted model, not a curated record.
AUGCCGCCACAGCCACCGGCUGUCCCCGGCAUCGCUUGGCCUCUUUGGCCAAACACCAGCCGCCUCUUUAUGGAAGCCCCCGAGCCGACUUCUGAAGAACCCCGCGCCCGCCGGGCAACUUUAUGGAAAGCGCCGAGCGGGCGGCAGUGGCCCGUCCUGGCGGCCUGCUUGACCUGCUGCACCCUGCUCGGCUGGUACACGGCCAACAGCGUGAAGGACGCGGCGGCUUUUGAAGGCCCCUGGCCGGAGGAAGAAGACCCCGAGACGGAGACGACGGUGACGGUGCUGGUGUGGUGGCGUCCUUUCGGCCGCGGCAUCAUCUCCGGCGGCUGCUGGCAAUUCAACAUCAGCGGCUGCCGCCUCUCCACCAACCGCAGCUUCCAGCGCAAAGCGCACGCCGUCCUCAUCCAUCACCGGGACCUACAGGCUCAUGGCCUCGGCCAGCUACCCCGGCAGAGGCCGCCGAACCAGCGGUGGGUUUGGAUGAACUUUGAGUCGCCCACCCACACCAAGGGCCUGCGAAACUUGGGCGGGCUUUUCAACUGGACAAUGAGCUACCGGGAGGACUCGGAUGUCUUUGUACCCUAUGGGUACCUCAAGCUUCGCCCGGAGCCCCUGGUCCAGUUCACUUUGCCCAAGAAGACCAAGCUGGUGGCCUGGGUCAUCAGCAACUGGAAUGAAGGUCAUGCCCGGGUCCGUUACUACCACCAACUGAAAAAGUAUCUCCCCAUUGAUGUUUAUGGAUCUCACAGGCUGUCGCUCAAAGACAACAGUGUGGUGAAGACUAUCUCGAAAUACAAGUUUUAUUUGGCUUUUGAAAACUCCCAGCAUCAGGACUACAUCACGGAGAAACUCUGGAGGAACGCCUUUGAAUCGUGGGCUGUCCCCAUCGUCUUGGGUCCCCCGAGGGCCAACUACGAACGGUUUAUGCCCUCCGACGCCUUCAUUCAUGCUGAUGACUUCUCCGACCCCAUGGAGCUGGCGCUUUACCUGAGACUCCUAGAUAAAAACAAGAGCAUGUACCAAGAGUAUUUCGCCUGGAGGAAACAGUAUGAUGUGAGGCUACCGUCUUUUUGGACCGAACAUUGUUGCAAGGUUUGUAACAUAGUCAGAGAGGUGGGGAAACAGCCCAAGACCAUCCAGAACCUCGCCAAGUGGUUUGAAAGUUGACGUCCACCGAUUGACUGACUUU